Talaromyces amestolkiae is the source of this 915-nucleotide messenger RNA. RefSeq lists its product as uncharacterized. Gene Ontology annotation, cellular component: cytoplasm; myosin II complex. Gene Ontology annotation, molecular function: calcium ion binding; myosin heavy chain binding; cytoskeletal motor regulator activity. The record is from RefSeq and is a predicted model, not a curated record. Gene Ontology annotation, biological process: actomyosin structure organization; mitotic cytokinesis. Bases 1 to 915 code for a protein of 304 amino acids. The transcript has 2 exons. Lineage: Eukaryota; Fungi; Ascomycota; Eurotiomycetes; Eurotiales; Trichocomaceae.
AUGAACUCAAAUCUACCCUACAAACCGUCUCCUUUAUCAUUUAAUUCUCCCCGAGCAUCGCCGUUCCGCCGACCAUCUUCACCCGGCUCACCCACAACAGCAAUCCGCGCCAACACACCAGCCAGCUCGCCUGGCCGAGGCCAUACACCAGUUACAUCACCAAGCAAAUUAAAUCAAACAUACACCGUGGGUGAAAGCGAGGAAGCCGUUACAGAAGACGAGCAACCAGUGGUCUCCACACCAAAGUCUCCCCGAUGGAGAGAACCGCCUGUGUCGCCUACCAAAGGCGCACCGGGCAGGAAUAGCGUCUCGUCGCCAAUGAGCGCUCGAUCGGUCCGUACAAAUGUUGUGGGUAGUGAUACGUUGUCAAAGUUGCCUGCUUCUCAAGUGAGGGAUAUGCGGGAGGCGUUUCAGGUGCUUGAUCGCGAUAAUGAUGGUAGCGUCAAUCGGGAUGAUGUUGCCGACGUGCUGUCGAAUUUAGGCCAGGAUCCAUCCUCAAGUGCAACCGCUCAAUACUUUCCAGCCGGAGCAACGCAGACCAUGAACCUACCAACCUUUCUCGGUACCCUGUCUAAUCUACUAGCCCCUCUAUCCUCUCAAAAAGAGCUCCUCAACGCAUUUGCCGCUUUUGAUGACGAUGAUAGUGGACAGGUAGACGUGGCCGAGCUUCGGGACGCUCUUUUGCAUACAAACCCGGAUAUCGGCGAAAGUCCCCUGACAGAAAGAGAGGUCGACGAAGUCCUGAAUGGGUUUACGGGACGGAGAGCGUUUGGUGGUAGAGGGAAGCAAGCAGCUUUUGGCGGUCAAAAAAGAGGCGACGUAUUUUACUACCAGGACUUUGUGGGCGGUAUUAUGGGCAGUUCGGAUAAUGGGAAUGGGUCGAAUAGUGCUGCCAAAUCUCCGCCGGCUACCUGA